Messenger RNA from Dreissena polymorpha, 1248 nucleotides. RefSeq lists its product as uncharacterized. Gene Ontology annotation, biological process: neuropeptide signaling pathway. Gene Ontology annotation, molecular function: G protein-coupled peptide receptor activity. Gene Ontology annotation, cellular component: membrane. NCBI's taxonomy places the organism in Eukaryota, Metazoa, Mollusca, Bivalvia, Myida, Dreissenidae. The coding region runs from base 1 to 1248 and encodes 415 amino acids. The record is from RefSeq and is a predicted model, not a curated record. The transcript is spliced from 8 exons.
AUGCGACGUUUAGAGGCUGUGCCGGAUACGAUGAUGCCACUUGAUCUCCAGAAUGCGCUUAAGGCAUCGCAUGUAAAAGGUGAUGAUGCGGCGUUCAUGUCGAUUGAAAGUCGCCAAGGUUUCGCUACCAUACAGCAGCGUGGAUCGUUUGUUGCCAUCUCAGUUGUAUGUCUGCUGAUGGCGGCAGUCAUCAUCUCCCUCAACGGUCUUGUCAUCUUUAUCUUAGCCCGACAGAAAGGCAACAACAGGCUUCACUUUUUCAUAUUCCAUCUUGCCAUUGCUGAUCUUUGUGUCGGCUUAGUAAGCGUUCUUGGUGAAGGGGUGUUCUACGGUAUUCUGAGAGGAGAGUGGUUCUUGGGUGACGUCAUGUGUCGCACCUGGCGCUAUUCUACGUUUGUGGUCCUAAUUGUGUCAAACAAUCUUCUGAUUGGAAUGAGCGUUGACCGCUAUCUGGCUCUUUAUGUUUGGUUCACACUGCUGCUCGUGUUCUUCAUUCCAUUCCUCGCUGUCUCCGUCUGCUACAUUUGCAUCACGGUUGUCGUCUGGAAGCACUGGAGGGAAAGCAGAAAUCUCACUGAAAUGAACUAUAUACUAGAAGGAUCUCGAGGUGACUGUAGCGAUGCCACUAGAUUUGAGGUCCCUAUUGCAGACAACCUUGUACCGUAUGGCUGGGCGACCCACGAGUCGCUUUCCAGUUGCAAGCUGUCCGUAAAUGACGUCCUUUGCACGUUCCAGGAUGUCGCUGUACCGGAUAAGAAGCUGCCACUUGAUCUCCAGAAUGCGUUUAAGGCAUCGCUUGUGAAAGGUGAUGAUGCGGCGUUCAUUUUGCAUGAGAGUCGUCCAGGUUUAUCUUCCAGUCAGCACAGUGCACUUUAUGUUGGGUUCACACUCCUGCUCGUGUUCUUCAUUCCAUUCCUCGCUGUCUCUGUCUGCUACAAAGGCAUCACGGUUGUCGUCUGGAAGCACUGGAGGGAAAGCAAAAAUCUCACUGAAAUGAAUUUUAUACUGGAAGCGUUCCUUAUCUGCUGGUUGCCGGCAACAGUGUUUCACAUUCUCGACGUAUACCAAAUCAACGUGCUCGAUGUCCGUUACUAUAUCGAGCUGCAGCGCUUAUAUCCCCUCAACAGCGCGUGCAAUCCACUAAUAUUCCUGUUCUUCAGCAGGGAUAUUUUACCAUGCGGGUCACCCAAGACCUCGGACACGACGAGAGGUUAUGAAAGUGUUGACACCACAAACACCACUACAUGA